UUCCAUGGACAUUACUUGCUAUGGUGAGUCCUUAUUCUUAGAGGUGCAACCAUUAUGAGUUCUUUAUGCCUUUCUUUCACGACUUUACUUUGAGAUGUUUCGGGUGAGAUAAGGCUCUGUGGUAGUAGAGGCUUGUUUAGAAUUUUAUUGAUACCAUCGCUUUUGAGCAUGAAUGGUUAUAAAUAAGGAUAUUUUGAGCCAAAAUGUUGACCUGUCUGGCAACAAGGUGGUUAGCCCUUCUCCAUAGUAUAUAUUCUUCCUGUUCUUCGGUCGGUCAUUGUUGGUUCGCACAUCAAAUCUACUUGUUUGUAAUGACUUGACUCACAAAUUGCGGCUGCAGCCAACUUGAUCCCUAAUAAUUAUCGCUGGGAAAUGGAUUCUACGUUGCAGGAGUCAAUCCUCCUCGAAGAUUUCGGUCAGAAAGUAGAUCUAACUCGGAGAAUCCGAGAAGUUUUGUUGAAUUAUCCGGAGGGAACUACGGUGCUUAAGGAGCUCAUUCAGAACGCCGACGAUGCCGGAGCUACCAAAGUUCGCCUCUGCCUUGACCGCCGGAAUCACGGGACCGAGUCAUUGCUUUCCGAUAAGCUCGCACAGUGGCAAGGCCCUGCGCUUUUGGCUUACAACGAUGCCGUUUUCUCUGAAGAGGAUUUUGUUAGUAUUUCUAGGAUUGGUGGCAGUGGCAAGCAUGGCCAGGCCUGGAAAACCGGUCGCUUUGGGGUUGGCUUCAACUCGGUGUAUCAUCUAACCGAUUUGCCGUCCUUUGUAAGUGGAAAGUAUGUUGUACUGUUUGAUCCUCAAGGUGUUUACCUUCCAAAUGUCUCAGCAUCAAAUCCUGGAAAACGGAUAGAGUAUGUUAGUUCUUCAGCCAUCUCACUGUACAAAGAUCAGUUCUCUCCAUAUUGUGCUUUUGGUUGUGACAUGAGAAGCCCUCUCCAUGGAACUUUAUUCCGUUUCCCUUUGAGGAAUGCAGAUCAGGCUGCUAGAAGUGAGCUCUCCAAGCAAGGCUACUUGGAGGAUGAUAUCUCGUCAAUGUUAGGACAGCUUUAUGAGGAAGGAGUUUUCUCACUGCUCUUUCUUAAAAGUGUAUUAUCAAUAGAGAUAUACGAAUGGGAUGUUGGUUUGGCUGAGCCACGGAAGACAUAUUCCUGCUCCGUGAACUCAGACAACAGUGAUACCAUUUGGCAUCGUCAGGCACUUUUGAGACUAUCAAAAUUGACUGAUUCAAAUGAUUCCUUCGUGGAUACCUUUUCAUUGGAAUUCUUGAGCGAGGCAGUUAAUGGGAGUCAUCCUCAAAAGAGAACUGAUAGGUUUUAUAUAGUACAAAGAUUGUCUUCACCGUCUAGCAGGAUAGGUGCUUUUGCGGCGAAAGCAUCAAAGAACUUUGAUAUUCACCUUCUGCCUUGGGCAUCGGUUGCUGCUUGCAUAUCAGAUAAUUCAUCCAAGGAUGAUGUACUUAGGCAAGGUCGGGCUUUCUGUUUCUUGCCUUUACCUGUCAAAACUGGAUUAAGUGCACAUGUUAAUGGAUUCUUUGAGGUUUCCUCGAAUCGUCGAGGCAUUUGGUAUGGAUCUGAUAUGGAUAGAUCUGGAAGAAUCCGCUCGCUCUGGAAUAGGCUUCUCUUAGAAGAUGUUGUAGUCCCUAGUUAUGCUCAAUUACUGCUGGGCGUGCAACAGAUGCUUGGUCCUACUGAGACUUACUAUUCUUUGUGGCCCACUGGUUCAUUUGAAGAGCCAUGGAAUAUUUUAGUUGAACAGAUCUACCAGAACAUCAUCAAUUUCCCUGUUUUUUAUUCCAAUGUCAAUGGUGGAAACUGGGUUUCAGCAAGAGAAGCUUUUCUUCAUGAUAUCAAGUUGUCAAAAAGCAAAGAGCUUGAGGAUGUGCUCGUCCAGCUAGGCAUGCCUGUUGUUCGUUUGCCAAAUGGAUUAUUUAAUAUGCUUGUGACUUGUGUUACUGGUAUCAAAUGGAAAAUAGUUACACCAGAUUCAGUACGCCAUUAUCUUAGGGAAAGCAAGUUUGCAAGUGCAAUAGACAGAUCUUACAGUCUAAUGCUGUUGGAGUAUUGCCUUGAGGACCUCGUUGAUACAGAUGUUGGCAUGCAUGCAUUUGGUUUGCCUUUACUUCCUUUAGCAAAUGGGGACUUUGGUUUGCUGUCUGAACCAACAAAUGGAAUCUCUUAUUUUAUAUGCAAUGAUUUGGAAUACACACUUCUUCAUAUCCUUUCUGAUAGAGUAAUUGACAGGAAAAUCCCUUGCAAUUUAUUGGAUCGACUGACGGCUGUUGCAAAGGCAUCUGGUGCAAACCUUAGUUUUUUUAGUGUUCCCAAGCUCCUUCAAGUAAUGCCCAAAUUUUUCCCUGCUGAAUGGAAAUAUAAAAGUAAAGUUCUUUGGGACCCUGGGUCUUGUUCUAACCAUCCAACUUUGUCAUGGUUUACGCUCUUCUGGUGUUAUCUCAGAGACAACUGUGCAGUGUUAAGUUUCUUUGGUGAUUGGCCUAUCUUACCAUCAACUUCGGGGCAUUUGUAUAGACCGUCUAGGCACUUAAAAUUGCUGAAUACAGAAAACUUGUCUGAUAAAAUGCAACAUGUUCUGAUUAAGAUAGGAUGCAAGAUACUCGAUCGCUGUCAUGAUAUUCAACAUCCAGACUUAUCUAAUUAUGUCUGGGAUGCUGAUGGUGGUGGUGUUCUGAAGUCUAUCUUUGAUGUUGUCUCUUCUGCUGAGAGAAUGGAAGAUUUUCUUCAACAUCUGGUAGUGGAAGAAAGAGAUGAGCUUCGUGGAUUUCUUCUGGACCCGAGGUGGUAUAUUGGCAAUUGUAUGGAUGUGUCCAACUUAUGCAAUUGCAAAAGGUUGAGUGUUUAUCGAGUUUAUGGUGGAGAGCACUCUGAAAGUAUUCAGUUCUCUGAUUUAGUAAGCCCUCAAAAAUACUUGCCGCCUUCAGAUUGUUUUGCGUCUCUCCUUUCUGCUGAGUUCAUUAAUAGUUCUUCAAAUACCGAAGAAGAGGUGCUAAAUAGAUAUCUUGGUAUUGAACGUAUGAGAAAGGCUGAUUUCUACAAGAAUCACGUCUUAAAUAGGGUCAAUUUGCUGGACCCUGACGUUCGUGAAAAUAUCAUGAUUAUGAUUUUGAGAGAGCUACCUCAUCUUUGUGUUGAGGAUGCACAUUUUAAAGAAAAUCUGAGAAACUUGGGCUUUAUCCCUACGUCUAAUGGCUCCAUGAGAAGUCCUUCGGUGUUGUAUGAUCCUAGAAACGAGGAAUUAUAUGCUUUAUUGGAAGAUUGUGAUAGUUUUCCUUAUGGUGCUUUCCAGGAAUCUGGUAUUUUAGACAUAUUACAAGGUUUGGGUCUCAGGACAACUGUGUCCACUGAGACAGUGAUACAAAGUGCUCGAAGGGUGGAAAAUUUGAUGCAUACCGAUCCAGAAACUGCUCAUUCUAGAGGUAAAGUGCUUCUUUCAUAUUUGGAAGUGAAUGCAUUGAAGUGGCUACCUGAUCCAGCCAAGGAUGAUCAUGGAGCCAUGAAUAGAAUGUUCUUAAGAGCUACAAAUGUUUUUAAACCUCAUCAUGUUAAAUCUGACUUAGAGAAGUUCUGGAGUGAUCUUCGGUUAUUAUGCUGGUGCCCAGUUCUUGUUUCUUCUCCAUAUCAAUCUUUACCAUGGCCUGCUGUCUUGUCCAUGGUUGCUCCUCCUAAACUUGUGAGAUUAUACUCUGACUUGUGGCUUGUCUCGGCAAGCAUGCGCAUACUGGAUGGAGAAUGUUCUUCUUCUGCUUUAUCUAAUCAAUUAGGUUGGUCUUCUCCACCUUCAGGAAGUGUAAUUGCUGCACAGCUUCUUGAGCUUGGGAAAAAUAGUGAAAUUAUUACUGAUCUGAUGCUAAGGAAGGAAUUGGCCUUAGCAAUGCCAAGGAUAUAUUCAAUAUUGAUGAGCAUGCUUGCUUCAGAGGAAAUUGACAUUGUCAAAGCUGUUUUAGAGGGCUGUCGCUGGAUUUGGGUUGGAGAUGGAUUCGCAACUGCUGAUGAGGUUGUCCUCAAUGGUCCUCUUCAUUUGGCUCCUUACAUGCGUGUUAUACCGGUGGAUUUGGCAGUUUUCAAAGAACUAUUCAUGGAGCUGGGCAUCCGGGAGUUCUUGUGUCCUAAUGAUUAUGCUAAUAUAUUAAGUCGAAUGGCAAUAAAAAAAGGUUCCCUCCCUUUGGAUACUCAGGAAAUCAGGGCUGCUAUACUAAUUGCACAACAUCUUUCUGAAGUUCAGUUUUCUGAAGAUCCAGUUAAGAUCUACCUGCCUGAUGUGUCAUGUAGAUUGCUUUUUGCUACGGAUUUGGUGUUCAAUGAUGCUCCCUGGUUGCUUGAUUCAGAUGAUCCUAGUUCCUCAUUUGGUAGUUCAUCAAAUAUGGCUUUCAAUGCAAGUCAAACUGUCCAUAGAUUUGUGCAUGGGAACAUUUCUAAUGAUGUCGCUGAGAAACUUGGAGUACGCUCUCUUCGAAGGAUGUUGCUUGCAGAAAGUUCUGAUUCCAUGAACCUGAGCUUGUCUGGUGCUGCUGAAGCAUUUGGGCAGCAUGAGGCAUUAACAACUAGGCUUAAACAUAUACUUGAAAUGUAUGCAGAUGGGCCUGGGACUCUGUUUGAGCUGGUACAAAAUGCAGAGGAUGCUAAUGCUUCCAAGGUGAUCUUUUUAUUGGAUAAAACUCAAUAUGGGACUUCAUCUGUUCUCUCUCCUGAAAUGACGGAUUGGCAGGGACCUGCUCUGUACUGUUUCAACGACUCUGUUUUUACUCCCCAAGAUUUGUAUGCAAUCUCUCGUAUAGGUCAAGAGACCAAACUAGAGAAACCAUUUGCCAUUGGAAGAUUUGGGCUGGGGUUUAAUUGUGUUUAUCACUUCACGGAUAUUCCAACUUUUGUUUCGGGAGAAAAUAUUGUUAUGUUUGACCCACAUGCCUGCAAUUUACCCGGUAUAUCUCCUUCGCAUCCUGGCCUACGGAUCAAAUUCACUGGGAGAAGAAUAUUAGAACAGUUCCCUGACCAAUUUUCUCCAUUUCUGCAUUUCGGGUGUGAUCUGCAACAUUCUCUCCCAGGUACCCUCUUCCGUUUCCCCCUUAGGAGUGCAAAUGUUGCUUCUAGAAGCCAAAUAAAGAAAGAAGGGUACACACCUGAUGAUGUCCUAGCUCUAUUUCAUUCCUUUUCGGAGGUUGUCUCUGAGACUUUGCUUUUUCUGCGGAAUGUAAAAAGUAUAUCGAUUUUUGUCAAAGAAGGUGCUAACAGUGAGAUGCAAGUGCUACAUUGUGUUGACAAGCAAUAUGUAGGUGAUCCCGAGGAUGAAAGUAAUCCAAACCAUCAGGUCUUCAGUCGUAUGUACGGGAAGCAACAUGACAAAACUAAUAAAGCUCAGUUUCUUAACCAAUUAUGUAAGUCUGUGAAUAUAGACUUGCCAUGGAAGUGUCAUAAGAUUAUGGUGUCCGAGAAGAGCACUUCUGGUGGUCGUGCACAUUUGUGGUUAACUAGUGAGUGCUUAGGAUUCCUUCGAGGUAAGAAUAACCAUGCCAACCUUGAUAAUAAGUACCAUAAAGCUAUUCCUUGGGCAUGUGUUGCUACUUGUUUACACACAAUGAAUAUUGAAAGCGAUUUGGGUGGUGAUUUUGAUAAAUCUGAUCUCAUUGCUCCUAAAUUGCUGGAGUUUCCAGUGGCAUCAGCUGGCUCUAUAGAGAAUUUUGAGGGUCGUGCCUUCUGUUUUUUGCCACUGCCAGUGAUUACUGGGCUUCCUGUGCAUGUCAAUGCAUAUUUUGAGUUAUCAUCUAACCGAAGAGACAUUUGGUUUGGUAAUGACAUGGCAGGGGGUGGGAAGAAACGCUCUGAGUGGAAUAUGUACCUACUUGAAGAUGUUGUUGCUCCAGCUUAUGGUUAUUUACUUGAGAAAGUUUCUUUAGAAAUUGGCCCAUGUGAUUCAUUCUUUUCCUUUUGGCCAAUCAAGGUGGGAUAUGAACCAUGGGCGUCAGUGGUGCGGAAACUCUAUACCUUCAUCUCAGAUUCCGGUCUUAGAGUAUUGUAUACAAAAGCCAGAGGUGGACAAUGGAUCUCAACGAAGCAAGCAAUUUUUCCAGAUUUCACUUUUGAUAAGGCACGGGAACUUGUGGAUGCAUUAUCAGAUGCUGGUUUGCCAUUGGCAACCAUCCCUGAGGCUCUUGUGGAAAAGUUUAAGGAGAUAUGCCCAGGAGUGCAUUUUCUUACACCUCAACUUCUCCGUACUCUUUUAAUUAGGAGGAAUCGUGAAUUUAGAGAUAGAAAUGCUAUGAUCUUAACACUAGAAUACUGCUUGCUUGACUUAAGAACUCCAGUUCAAUCUACCACUUACUUUGGCUUAUCCUUGAUACCACUUUCCAAUGGUUUAUUUACAAAAUUUCAGAAGAGGGGGGAGAGUGAUCGAAUUUAUAUUGCUCGUGGCGAUGGAUAUGGUCUUCUUAAGGAUUCUCUUCCCCACCAACUUGUAGACUCUGGGAUCUCUGCUUUUCUCUAUGACAAGUUAUGUGAAGUAGCCCGAAGUGAAGAUUUUAACAUUACUUUCUUGACUUGCCCUUUGCUUGAGAGACUUUUUGUGCAAUUACUCCCAGCAGACUGGCAGCUAGCUAAACAGGUGAAUUGGGUCCCUGGUUGUCAAGGACAUCCUGAUUUGGAAUGGAUGAGACUGCUGUGGAGCUAUCUCAAGUCGUCUUGUGAUGAUCUCUCUGUGUUUUCGAAGUGGCCUAUUUUGCCUGUUCUAAACAAUCGUCUCCUGCAGCUAGUGGACAAUUCCUAUGUGAUCAAAGAUGGUGGAUGGAGUGAGAAUAUGUCAUCACUUUUGCUGCGCGUUGGAUGCCUGAUAUUGACGCGUGACCUCCCAAUAGACCAUCCCCAAUUAAUGCGUUAUGUUCAGCCUCCCACGGCAAGUGGUAUUUUAAAUGCAUUGUUGGCAGCCGCUGGGAAUAUAGAAAAGAUCGAGGGGCUCUUUACUAAUGCAUUGGAGGGAGAAAUGCAUGAACUAAGGAGCUACAUUCUCCAGUCCAAGUGGUUCUGUGAAGAUUCUCUGAAUAGCAGUCAGAUGGUUAUCAUCAAAGAGAUUCCUAUGUUUGAAUCAUUCAAGAGCAGAAAAAUGGUAUCUUUGAGUAGGUCAACUAAAUGGUUAAAACCAAAUGGUGUACAUGAAGAUCUAUUGAAUGAUGAUUUCUUGAAAAUCGAAUCAGAUAAGGAGAGGAUUAUCUUGAAUAAAUACUUAGAAGUUGCAGAACCUACAAAGCCAGACUUCAUCAAACAUUAUGUAAUCACUCACAUGCCUGAGUUUGUUUCUCAAGAUAGAUUACUCUCCUACAUCUUACAAGAUAUCAAAUAUUUGAUGGAAGACGAUGACUCCUUCAAAGAGGCAAUCUCCAAAGCUUCUUUUGUUUUAACUCGUGAUGGUUCCUGGAAUGAGCCAACCAGGCUUUAUGAUCCUCGUAUUCCAGAACUGAAAAUGUUGUUGCAUGGAGGUGCCUUCUUUCCAUCUGAAAAGUUCUCUAGUCCGGAGUUUCUUGAGAUUUUGGUUAAUCUUGGGCUUCGGCAAUCUUUAAGCUUUACUGGUUUGCUUGAUUGUGCCUUAUCUGUGGCCUUGUUGCAUAAUUCCGAAGAGUUAGAAGCGGUGAAGAAUGGUGGCAGGUUGCUUCACUUGUUGGACACAGUGGCGUCAAAGCUCUCAACACAGGAUGGGGACUCCAGUACUGGAUAUGAAACUUCUCAGGGGUCAUGUCUUAGUGUUUGCACUGAAGGAGCUGUUGAUAUUACUGACAACCAGUCAGGAAUUAUUUCAUUUCUCAGCAACUGGAUUGACGAUAUGACUGGAGAAGAAUUUUGGUCAGCACUGAGAUCCAUUAGUUGGUGUCCUGUACUUGUAGAUCCACCUAUCAAAGGAUUGCCGUGGUUAGCCUCAGGUAGAAAAAUUGCAAUGCCAAUUAAUGUUCGGCCCAAGUCACAAAUGUGGAUGGUUUCAUCUAAGAUGCAUAUCCUGGAUGGUGAAUGUUCAGAGCAUCUGCAACAUAAACUUGGUUGGAUGGAUCGCGCAAGUAUAGAGAUUUUGUCUGAACAAUUGCUUGGACUACCUAAAUUCUAUGUGAAGGUAAAUGAAAGCUCAGAUGUAGCACCUAAUUUUGAUUCAGUUUUGCAGAAGCAGGUGCUCUUAAUUUAUUCGCAGUUGCAAGAAUUUAUUGGUAUUAAUGACUUCGAGGUUCUCAAGUCUACCUUAGAUGGUGCUCCGUGGGUUUGGAUAGGAGAUGACUUUGUUUCUCCUGCUGUACUGGCUUUUGACUCUCCUGUGAAAUUCAGCCCCUACUUGUAUGUUGUACCGUCUGAGUUAACGGAUUUCAGAGAUUUGCUUGUGGAGUUAGGCGUUAGACUCAGUUUUGAUGUUUUUGAUUACUUUCACCUUUUACAAAGGUUGCAAAAUGAUGUGAAAGGAUUCCCCCUAUCUGCCGAUCAACUGAGUUUUGUCAAUCAUGUGCUAGAAGCAAUUGCAGAUUGCAACAUGGAUAGCUUAAUGUUUGAGGCUUCUAGUACUCCUUUAUUACUUCCUGAUUCUUCUGGAGUUCUCAUGAGUGCUGGGAAUCUUGUUUAUAAUGAUGCUCCUUGGAUAGAGAGUAACACCGUUGGUGGAAAACGUCUUGUUCAUCCAUCUAUAAGCCAGAAUCUUGCAGACAGAUUGGGUAUUCAAUCACUUCGAAGUGUGUCAUUAGUCAGUGAAGAGAUGACAAAAGACUUACCGUGCAUGGAUUACACGAAAAUAUGUGAACUUUUGGAGUUGUAUGGGAAAACUGAUUUCCUUUUGUACGACCUACUAGAGUUGGCAGAUUGCUGCAAAGCAAAAAAGCUUCAUCUGAUUUUUGACAGAAGGGAACAUCGGUGUCAGUCCCUUCUGCAGCAUAAUCUAGGUGACUUUCAAGGGCCUGCACUAGUUGUCAUCCUUGAAGGGGCAAACUUAAGUAGAGACGAAGUAGCUGGACUUCAGUUUCUUCCACCUUGGGGUCUGCGUGGUGAUACCAUGAACUAUGGGCUGGGGUUGCUUAGUUGUUUUUCAAUAAGUGAUUUUGUAUCAGUUGUUUCAGAUGGCUUCUUGUACAUGUUUGAUCCUAAAGGUUUAGCUCUUGCAAUGCCUUCACAUCGUGCACCAGCUGCGAAAAUGUUCUCGCUAAGAGGGACUAAUUUGACAGAGCGGUUCCGUGAUCAGUUCAGUCCCUUGUUGAUUGAUCAAAAUGUGCCAUGGUCAUUGUCCAAUUCUACUGUCAUACGCAUGCCUUUUUCCCCAGAAUGCAUGAAAGAUGGAUUGGAGUUUGGCCUGAAGAAGAUUUCAAUGAUGCUUGAUAAAUUCUUAAAUAAUGCUUCUGCGACGAUCUUGUUUUUGAAGUCAGUUUUGCAGAUUUCAUUGUCAAUUUGGGAGCAAGGAAGCCCUCAACCAUCCUUGGAAUAUUCUGUUGACCUUGAUCCAUUGUAUUCAGUUAGUAGAAACCCUUUCUCGGAGAAGAAGUGGAAAAAGUUCCAGCUAUCAAGUCUAUUCAGUAGCUCAAAUUCAGCAAUCAAGCUACAAGUCAUAGAUGUGAAUUCUUGGAAACAAGGGACUAAAAUAGUUGACCGUUGGCUUGUUGUGCUUAGUCUGGGUUCAGGACAAACAAGGAACAUGGCACUUGACAGGCGGUACAUGGCAUACAAUCUUACACCUGUUGGUGGUGUUGCAGCACUGAUAUCGCAAAAUGGACAGCCUAGCAAUACUUGUUCAUCAAGAUUUAUCCUGUCCCCACUUCCACUGUCAAGUACUAUGAACAUACCAGUCACUAUACUUGGAUAUUUCCUAGUAUGUCAUAAUCAGGGUCGUUUUCUUUUCAAGGAUCAAGAAAUGGAGUCUUUGGCAGGGCCACGGUUUGAUGCUGGAAAUCAAUUGAUUGAAGCUUGGAAUCGAGAACUUAUGUGUUGUGUUCGUGAUUCUUAUGUGAAGCUGAUAUUGGAAAUGCAAAAGUUGAGGAGGGAACCAUCGACUUCUCUUCUGGAGCCUAGUGUGGCCCGAGCUGUCAGUUUGACUCUGAAUGCUUAUGAUGAUCAGAUCUAUUCAUUUUGGCCCAGGUCGACUAGAAAUUUGCUGAUUGAACAAGAGCAAGAUGGAAACGAUUUCAUGUCAAUGAAGGUUUCUAAAGUAGAUUGGCGAUGUAUAACUCAGCAAGUUAUUCAGCCAUUCUAUGCUCGUCUUAUGGAUCUUCCUGUUUGGCAGUUGUACUCAGGAAACCUAGUGAAGGCCGAGGAGGGUAUGUUUCUAUCUCAGCCUGGCAUUGGAGUGGAGGGUGGCUUGCUUCCAGCUAUAGUUUGUGCCUUUGUGAAAGAACAUUAUCCAGUUUUCUCAGUACCGUGGGAGUUGGUGAGUGAAAUACAAGCCUUAGGGGUUACAGUCAGGGAAAUCAAACCUAAGAUGGUCCGGGACCUUCUUCGGGCUUCUUCAACAUCUAUUGUUCUCCGAUCAGUUGAGACUUACAUAGAUGUACUUGAGUAUUGCUUAUCAGAUAUCCAGCUCCAAGAGACCGGUGAACCAAGUAGGCCUGAUUCAUUCAGAGAUAUUAGCAACUUAGAUUCUGUUAAAGAAUGUAGUGAAGGUCACACUAAUUCUUUCUCUGAAUCAAGCUCCAGUUCUCAUAGAAUUCACAGCACUCUGCAACCUUCAAGCAGUUCUGGAGGAGAUGCCCUUGAGAUGAUGACAAGUUUAGGGAAAGCCUUAUUUGAUCUAGGCCGAGUUGUUGUUGAAGAUAUUGGUCGUGGAGGAAGUCCUUUAUCCCAAAGGAAUGUUGUUUCGGCAACCAUCGGGGAUAGUAUUAGAGAUAGAAAUGAUCAAAAGCUACUAGCUGUAGCUAGUGAACUCAGAGGGUUACCCUGUCCAACAGGAACAAAUCAUCUUACUAGGUUGGGAGCUACCGAACUUUGGGUUGGAAACAAGGAUCAACAAUCACUAAUGAUUUCUUUAGCUGCUAAAUUUCUUCAUCCUAAAGUACUGGAGAGAUCAAUAUUAUUGAACAUUUUCUCUAACAGCACAAUUCAAUCAUUAUUAAAGCUGCAGGGUUUCUCCCUUAUUUUGCUGGCUAAUCAUAUGAGGUUUCUUUUCCAUGAAAACUGGGUGAAUCAUGUGAUCGACUCAAAUAUGGCACCCUGGUUCUCAUGGGAGAACAAUGCUACUUCUGCAAGUGAAUGUGGUCCUUCUCCUAAUUGGAUUAGACUUUUCUGGAAGAUGGUUGAUGACUGUUCAGAUGACCUGGAACUUUUCGCUGAUUGGCCACUUAUUCCAGCUUUUCUUGGUCGUCCAGUCCUAUGCCGUGUAAAGGAGAGAAAACUUGUUUUUAUUCCACCUGUUGUAACUAAUUUAGACUCUAUUGAUCUUGACGACAGGGCAAGUAGAGAAGCUGAUCUGUCUGGAUUACCUUUGGAAUCUGAAGAGAUUCAAUCCUACAGCUUUUCAUUUAAAUUUGCAGAGAGAAAGUACCCUUGGUUGAGGUCGUUGCUGAACCAGUGCAAUAUACCCAUGUUUGAUACCUCUUUCUUGGAUUGUGCUGGUCGUUGCAAAUGUUUACCCAGCGAGGGGAAAUCGUUAGGUCAAGUUAUAGCAUCGAAGCUUGUCGCAGCUAAAACUGCUGGCUACUUUCCGGAACUCACUUCCUUUCCAGAUUCAGAGCGUGAUGAGCUUUUUACCCUGUUUGCUUUUGAUUUUUCUGCAAAUAGCUCUGGCUAUGGAAGAGAGGAGCUUGAAGUGCUGCGUGAUUUGCCUAUAUACCAGACAGUUGUGGGAACAUAUACAAGAUUGCAGAGACAUGACCUUUGUAUCAUUCCUUCCAAUACGUUUCUUAAGCCAUUUGAUGAACGCUGUCUAUCUGUCUCUACUGAUUCUAAUGAGAAACCUCUUUUUCGAGCCCUUGGGGUCCCGGAGUUGCAUGAUCAACAAAUUUUUGUCAAAUUUGGAUUGCCUGGAUUUGAUGAGAAGCCUCAGUCUGUACAGGAAGAUAUUUUAAUCUACCUAUACUCGAAUUGGCUGGACCUACAAGAAGACUCAUCAAUUGUUGAAGUACUUAAGGAGACUAAAUUUGUUAGAAGCGCUGAUGAAAUGUCUGCAGAACUCUUUAAACCAAACGAUCUGUUUGAUCCCACUGAUGCUUUAUUAACAUCAGUGUUCUCAGGCAUGCGAAUUAAAUUUCCUGGAGAAAGGUUUAUUUCCGAAGGAUGGCUACGCAUUUUGAAGAAGGUGGGCCUUCACACUUCAGCUGAAUCUGAUGUUAUCCUUGAAUGUGCCAAGAGAGUUGAGUCACUUGGAAGAGACUUCAUGCCACCUUCAGGACUUACUGAUGAUCUUGAGAAAGAUUUAUUCAGCUCACAGGAUGAAGUAUCAUUUGAAAUCUGGUUGUUGGCAGAAAGCCUUGUUAAAACAAUAAUAUCAAACUUUGCUGUCCUUUACAGUAACCACUUUUGCAGUAAUUUUGGGAAGAUAGCAUGUGUUCCUGCUGAGAAGGGCUUCCCAAAUGCAGGUGGCAGGAGAAGUGGGAAGCGAGUAUUGUGUUCAUACUCUGAAGCUAUUAUAUUGAAGGAUUGGCCACUUGCUUGGAGUUGUGCCCCCAUUCUUUCUCGGCAGAGCAUUGUCCCACCAGAAUACUCUUGGGGGGCUCUCAAUUUGAGAAGUCCUCCAGCAUGUCCUACAGUUUUGAGGCACCUCCAGAUUAUUGGAAGAAAUAGUGGUGAAGACACACUUGUUCAUUGGCCAGCUACUAUAGGCAUAAAAUCAAUUGAUGAAGCUUCCUUUGAUGUAUUGAAGUACCUGGACAGAGUCUGGAGUUCUCUCUCUUCUUCAGACAAGAAGGCAUUAUGCCAAGUGGCCUUCAUGCCUGCUGCCAAUGGUACACGUUUGGUGACAGCAAGCUGCCUUUUCACACGUCUGACAAUUAAUCUUUCCCCAUUUGCCUUUGAACUCGCUUCACUCUACCUGCCUUAUGUGAAUAUCCUUAGAGACUUGGACCUCCAGGACACACUUUCCAUCUCUUCUGCAAAGACUCUCCUUUUGAAUCUUCAAAAAGCAUGUGGAUAUCAGUGUUUGAAUCCAAAUGAAUUCCGUGCUGUGAUGGGAAUUGUGCAUUUCAUCUGUGAUCAAGCAAACACUUUGGACAUGAGCAGUUGGCGUUCUGAAGCAAUUGUCCCUGAUAAUGAUUGCAGACUUGUACAUGCUAAGUCAUGUGUAUACAUAGACUCUUAUGGUUCUAGCUAUAUUAAGUUUAUUGACAUUUCCAAGCUGAGGUUCGUCCACCAAGAUCUCCCAGAGAAGUUAUGUAUUGCCUUUGGAAUCAAAAAGCUUUCAGAUGUGGUUAUAGAGGAACUAUAUUGUGAAGAACAUUUGCAAUCUUUAGAAUGCAUUGGAUCAGUUCCGAUUGAAGCUAUAAGGCACAAGUUGUUGAGCAGAUCCUUUCAAGCUGCAAUGUGGACUAUUGUCGGUAGCAUGGAAAGCAACGUCCCUGGCAUUGGUAAUGCUACCUUAGAGGAUAUACAAAGUUCAUUGAAAUUGGUUGCGGAGAAGUUGAGAUUUGUUCAAUGUCUACGUACACGCUUUGUGCUCCUUCCAAAAUGUUUGGACAUCACUCGAGUUAGACAGGAAUCGAUGUUCCCAGAGUGGAAGGAUACAUUGCGUCACCGGGCCCUUUACUUUGUUGAACCGUCUAAAACUUCUGUGUUGAUUGCUGAACCACCAGACUAUGUCUCUAUAGCUGAUGUAAUAGCGAUUGCUGUAAGCAGGGUGUUGGACUUCCCCAUCCCAUUACCAAUGGGCUCUCUAUUCCUCUGUCCCGAGGGCUCUGAGACUGACCUUGUUGAUAUCUUGAAACUGAGUUCUCAUAUGCAAGCUAAUGGAUGCAGAAGCGAAAAAGAUGGUCUUCUUGGCCUGGAUAUACUACCCCAAGAUGCUUUACAACUACAAUUUCACCCAUUAAGACCUUUUUAUGCUGGAGAAAUAGUAGCUUGGCGGCAGCAGAAUGGAGAAAAGUUGAGGUAUGGUAGGGUCUUAGAGAAUGUGAGACCAUCAGCAGGCCAAGCACUCUACAGAUUCAAAGUAGAAAUAUCACUGGGAUUGGUUGAGCUUCUUCUAUCUUCUCAUGUCUUCUCUUUCAAAAGUGUCACCAUCUCUGCUGUGGAUUCCUCAGCUGAUUUUCUGGAGGGUUAUUGUACGAUGGACAAUACUAGGAGUGAAAGUGUUACUGGAAGAGUUCAGUCAAGACCUUCUGAGGGGAACCACCAGCAGCAGCUUCAAGCACUCCAACAUGGUCGCGUGUCUGCUGCAGAAUUGGUCCAGGCAGUUCAGGAGAUGCUUUCUGCGGCGGGAAUCAGUAUGGACGUGGAGAAGCAAUCAUUACUGGAAACAACAAUCACAUUGCAAGAGCAAUUUAGGGAUUCUCAAGCAGUACUCUUGCUCGAGCAGGAAAAGUCUGACAUGGCUACGAAAGAAGCUGACACAGCUAAAGCAGCAUGGCUGUGCCGCAUCUGUCUCAACACUGAAGUUGACGUUACUAUAGUCCCUUGUGGUCAUGUGCUUUGUCGUAGAUGCUCAUCUGCAGUUUCAAGGUGUCCAUUCUGUCGGCUUCAAGUCUCUAAGGUUAUGAGGAUGUUCCGGGCGUGAAUACAAUAUUGCUGCAAAACUACUACCAAGCCUCCUACCGUGUACUUCAUUGGUAUUAUUCAUUUGCAUGGUAUGCUAUCAUUUGCUAAAGGAUAGUUGAUGCAGUUUUGAAGAGUCUUUACUUGAAUUGUUCUCCCAGUUUCCAAGGUGCUUUCUUCUGGAUACCAUAUUAGGGCAAAGGCCCCAUUUAUAUCCGGUCAGAAAAGAAAUUAUUGUAGAUGGAGAUGUACACACAGCUCAACUUUAUAGGUAAUUGUAUAGGGUCUUAUGAUCUAGUCAUGUACAUAAAUCGGCAUAUGGUAGCAUUCAUAAGGGUCUUAUAAUCUAGUCAUGUACCGUUUUUUUGGAUGGUGUCUAAUCGUGUACAUAAAUUGGCUAUGAUGUUUUAAUUGAUGGCUAUUCAAGUCUGUUGAAAGUAGUGCCUCAAAAACUGGAGAUUAGUUGCACUUUCUGUCGAGGUACAACUUAAAAGUAGGAUUAAGUUCAGCUAAAUGUUGCAAUGUUAUGUAAAAUCUGAUUAGUCUGUUGCUAUUUUUUAGGGGCGAAAUGGUCUGAUGGACUCUUGUACUUGUAUGAAUUUGUAUUCUGGACCCUUCUACUUAAUCAUUUGCCAACUG
This is a messenger RNA of Solanum dulcamara, 15266 nucleotides long. RefSeq lists its product as uncharacterized. NCBI's taxonomy places the organism in Eukaryota, Viridiplantae, Streptophyta, Magnoliopsida, Solanales, Solanaceae. The record is from RefSeq and is a predicted model, not a curated record. The transcript is spliced from 13 exons. Bases 373 to 14649 code for a protein of 4758 amino acids. Gene Ontology annotation, molecular function: Hsp70 protein binding.